CUACAAUGCCCAUAAUACAGCGCUUGUUCACCACGUGACACUCUGCAGCCUAUCGGUAGCCAAAGGAAGUAGAUGUCACGUGAAUCCGGUGGUUAUCUGACUAUAAUACGCUUGUGCGUGUCACUGAAAACCGGGCCGAGCUUUCAUGAAGUUGGGUUAUUGUCGCACUGCAUAUUGGGAGUGAUGUCAUUUUCCUGAGCCGUAGCAACAGUCACAUUCUGUAAAGCAGCAGCGGAUCAUAAAGACUUAAAAGGGGUGCAUCAGACAACUCACUAUUAACAAGAUGAACAGCUACAAGAUGCAGAUGGCAGAGCAGUUCUUGAGUCACGCCCUGGGCUUUAUCUAUCUGCUGACCGGUCAGGAAUACACGAUUGUGAAGAAGAAUUCUCCCCACAGCAGCAGUCACCGGCUGACCGGAGAGGUCCCUAUAAAGUGUGACGAUGUUGCUAUGAAUUUCUCUAUGGAGGAGUGGGCGUAUAUAGAGGGACAGAAACUUUACAAAGAUGUCGUGAUGGAGAAACACGAAAAACCGGGGAGCGUAGUAGUCGCAUCAGACAAGAGCUCAGGCGAUGCUGAUAAUAACUCAGAUACAGAAUUUAUUAAUGAGGAAGGAGAGGCUGAGAGACUUGAAAAGACAAUUCCAGCUAUCUGUGCAGACAUUGCAUCAAGAAACGAGGAAGAGGAGAAUCCAAUCGAUGAAACAGAUAACCCACAGAUGGACGUCCAAUCAGACCGUUGUACAGAAAUAACAGGUUCCCAUGGAGACUAUGCAGAUAUUAUGAUCAAAUGGGAAGAACAAAACAAUGGAAGAGAUGAAAGUGAUAUUUGUCAGGAGGAAAUACCUGCAGAACCCUGUACAGGUCUUCUUGAAGAAAAUUCAGAUACUUUAACAAAACCAAAUGAAGAAAUCGCUGAAAGAGAUCAAAUUCAUAUUCAACAAAUGCAAAAAUGUUCAGAGCUAUAUACAGAUCACUACAAUAAACAUCUCAUCACCUCUAUUGAGGAUAGAAUAGAUGAAAAGGACAUUAAACAGGAGGAAAUCUAUUCAGCGCCCUCUGUUGGGCACUCAUUCACAACAGAUGGAUAUGACAGUGAAGUAAUGGAAGAAUCAAGAACUAUAGAAUCUCUAUCAGAAAAGAUGAUAGAAAAUAAUAACAGUUUUAGUACUUUGCAAAAUCAUAGAAAACUGUUUGACAAAUACUCACAUAAAAACUUCAUUAGUGAGGGUAUAAAUCUCAAAUACGUCUUGAGAGCUUGCAAACCUGAACAAAGUUCCUCCUGUCUAGAGGACAGCAUUUUCAAAGACUGUAAUGAUGCACCAUCUACUUCUACGACUGAAAUCUAUGCAAACCGUUUUGGCGAAAAAGGACACGAUACUUACUACCAGGAAUUAACGUCAAUAGAUAAACCAUAUCUGUGCCCUGAAUGUGGUAAAGGCUUUUCUUGUUUGUCUGGAUUUGAUAGACACAGAAGAACCCACACAGGAGAGAAGCCCUUUUUUUGCCAUCAAUGCAGAAAAGGUUUUACUCGAAAGUCAAGCCUGGUUUUACACAAAAGAAUUCACACCGGAGAGAAACCAUAUGUUUGCCAGCAAUGUGGAAGAGGCUUUACUCAAAGAUUCAAUCUGGUUGUUCACAAUAGAAUCCACACUAAUGAAAAGCCUUAUAUAUGUCAGUACUGUGGAAAAGGCUUUGCUUAUAGAGAGUCUUUGAAUAUACACCAUAAAAUCCACACAGGAGAGAGUUCUUAUGUUUGCAAGUAAUAUUUAAAUGGCUACUGUCAUAAUUUUAGAUUGGUUGUUCACUGCAGAAUGGAUAUAGAUAAGAACCCUUAUGUGAUCCCUCACUUAGGUCUAAGUUACAAGUGGAGAACAAAAAUAUUAGCACUAUUGAGCGCUAACACUGCACAAGUUAAAUCAAUAGUAAGCGAAAGACUCAGGCACACUAACGUCCCUUUCCUCAUAGACUUCUAUGGCACACGCUACAAAAGCCUCUUCUUGUUUUAGCUUGUGCGCUAAUCCAGAAGUGCACUAGGACAACUUCACUAAAGCCAAAGGUGUGUUAAGAAAUACUUUACAUUCCUUUGUUCUUCAUAUAUAUAUAUAUAUAUAUAUAUACAUAUGUGUGUAUAUAUAUAUAUAUUUGUAUGUGUGUAUGUAUAUAUGUGUACGUGUAUACAUAUAUACAUAAAUAAACAUAUAUAUAUAUAUAUAUAUAUAUAUACACCUACAAAUAUAUACAUCUUAACAUAUGCCAUAUCCCUUAUAAACAAAGCAUAUGUUGUUUUUUUAUAGAAAUACUUUAAAUACCUUUGCUCUUCACUUAGAAUAAAUUAUAUACAGGUAGCCCUCUGUUUACGCCGAGGUUAGGUUCCAGGAGGAAUGGUUGUAAAUCGAAACUGUUGUAAAUUAAUACCCAGUUUAUAAUGUAAGUCAAUGGGAAAUGAGGGAGUUAGGCUCCAGGCUCCUCUCAAAAUUGACAUAAGUAACACCUAAUACAUUAUUUUUAAAGCUUUGAAAUGAAGACUUUAAAUGCUAAACAGCAUUAUAAACCUAAUUAACUAAUCACACAACAGACUGUAUCAUCAAACUAAGUAUAGUGAACAAAAACAUUUGCUAAUAAUCACACAACAGACUGUAUCAUCAAACUAAGUUUAGUGAACAAAAACAUUUGCUAAUAAUCACACAACAGACUGAAUCAAACUAAGUUUAAUGAACAAAACAUUUUUUUACUUGCAUUUUUCUGCAAACAGUUCUCUGCAUUGUUAGCAUGUUAGAUAAUAUUGGGUCUGCACCUAUUCUAUGCAUUUUAAUCUGGACUGAUUAAGCAGCUAGGCACCCUCACCGCAAGCAGCUGGACAGGAAGAUAAUAGGGAAGUGGCUGCUAGAUCUUGUUGCUUGAUAGGUCUGGUCUGCUCUGUGUAUACAGAUUAAUUUCAGUCUGCUAAGAUUACCUAACUUUGCUGCAACACAAGCGGACAGCUCCACCUACUGGCUAUUUUAAUUAGUGCACUGCUUUUCAAUAGCAGUCACAUGACUGAAAAAAAGGUUGUUAUUCUGAAACGGCGCAAUUUGAACCAGCGUAAA
This is a messenger RNA of Bombina bombina (fire-bellied toad), 3085 nucleotides long. Its product is annotated as zinc finger protein 514. The transcript is spliced from 11 exons. Gene Ontology annotation, molecular function: RNA polymerase II cis-regulatory region sequence-specific DNA binding; DNA-binding transcription repressor activity, RNA polymerase II-specific. The record is from RefSeq and is a predicted model, not a curated record. Bases 284 to 1762 code for a protein of 492 amino acids. Gene Ontology annotation, cellular component: nucleus. NCBI's taxonomy places the organism in Eukaryota, Metazoa, Chordata, Amphibia, Anura, Bombinatoridae. Gene Ontology annotation, biological process: negative regulation of transcription by RNA polymerase II; central nervous system development.